Adineta steineri is the source of this 842-nucleotide messenger RNA. The record is from the annotation of a GenBank genome assembly. NCBI's taxonomy places the organism in Eukaryota, Metazoa, Rotifera, Eurotatoria, Adinetida, Adinetidae.
AAAGUAGAAAAUAUUUUUGUAGUUUUUAUUUAACUAAAAAAUAUUUUUAAAUUCAGACACUUUCAACAUUGAAUCUUUCAAGUAAUAAAUUUGGACCAAGGGGAUCAGAAUGCUUAACUGAUGCUCUAAGAAAUAACAAGACACUCACGGAAAUUAAUUUUGGAAGUACUCGAUUUGGAGACAAAGCUUUACAAAAAUUUUCUGAAUUUUUAACAAAUGCUGAAACAUUGAGUAAAUUGACUCUUUAUCAUAAUGAAAUUGGAAAUGAAGGAAUGAACCAUGUGGCUAAUGGCUUAAAAAAUAACAAGGCACUUACUUUACUUGAUCUUCAAGGCAAUAAAAUUGGAGAUGAAGGAAUUAAAUAUUUAGCUGAUAGUUUAACAAAUAAUAAGACACUUAUUUCACUUGAUCUCUCAGACAAUUUAAUUGGAGACGAAGGACUUAAAUAUUUAAUCGAUGCUUUAAUAAAUACGACUACACUUACAAAACUUAAUCUUGAUAACAACAGAAUUAGAGAAAAAGGUGCUGAAUAUAUAUCUGAUAUUUUAAGAAAUAACAAAACAUUAACUGAAUUGUCACUCAGAAAAAGUUUUAUAGGAUCCAAAGGCGGUCAACAUCUUGGUGAUGGUAUACGUAAUAAUAUGUCAUUAAAGACACUUGCAAUCUCUAACGCUCAUCUUGGAAAUGAAGGUCUUCAAUAUUUUAUUGAUGGUUUACAAAAUAAUACGAUAUUAUCAAAAUUAUAUAUUGGCGAUAAUAAAUAUGAUGAUGAUGCAGAAAAACGUGCGAAAGAAGUUUUGAAGACAAAAUCUGGACCAGAAGUCGAUAUAUCAUGGUGGUAA